AUGCCAUUUCUGUUCAUUUUCUUUCUUUCUUUUCUUUAUUUCUCCAGAAAGUUUCUCCAUGCCGUCUGUUAUAUUUCUAAUUUCUUUUCUUUUUAUUUAUUUUUUAUUUCUUUCUUUUUUUUUUUUUCCAUGUUAAAAAGAUUUUGUUCUUUCUUUCUAUAUAUUUAUAUUUAUUUAUUUAUUUCUUAUUUUAUUUCUUUCUUUUCUUAUUUAAAUUUUUCUUUUUUUUUUUAUAUAUAUAUAUAUUUAUUUAUAUAUGAUUUUCUCCAUUCUGUCUGUUCUUUCUUUUUUCGUUUUCUUUUAAUUAUUUUCUUUCUUUCUUACAUUUCUUUCUUUUUAUUUAAUUUCUUUAAAAUUUUAAUCACCUUUUUAAAAUUUUUCUGUUUAAACUUUUUUUUUAUUCUUUUCUUUCUUAUUUUGUUUAAUUUCCUACUUUUCUUUUUCUCAUUAUACCUUUCUUUCUUUUUUUCUUUCUUUCUUUCUUUCUUUCUUUCUUUCUUUCUUUCUUUGGCAUUUCCUACUUUUCUUUUUCUAUCUUAUAACUUUCUUAAUUUCUUUCUAAAUUUCUUUCUUUCAUUAACUCGGUGUUAUUUCAUUUCAUUUUUUCUAUCUAUUCGUCUAUAUAUCUAUCUAUCUAUCUAUCUAUCUAUCUAUCUAUCUGUAGCGAAAAUUUCUCUUCUUCCCCAACGUUGUUUGUUUGUUUGUUUGUUUGUUUCUUUCUUUUUUUCUUUCUUUCUUAAUCCCUUCAUGGGCCUUUCUUUCUUUCUUUCUUUCUUUCUUUCGUGUUCAUUCUGUCUUUUACGUGAUGCGUCUUCUCUUUCUUUCUUUCUUUCUUUCUUUCUUUCUUUCUCAUUCGUUCUUUCUUUUUUCUUAAUCCAACCAUGGUGCUGGUUAGGUUCUUUCUUUCUCUCUUUCUUUUCUGUUAUAAAUUCUUUCUUCGCCGCAAUGUAUCCUUUCUUUCUUUGUUUCUUUACUACUAUUACGGGUUCAGUCUUUGCUACAUUUCUUUCUUUCUUUCUUUCUUUCUUUCUUUCUUUCUUUCUUUCUUUCUUUCUUUUCUGUUACGGAUCCUUUCUUCUCCGCUAUAUAUCCUUUCUUUCUUUCUUUCUUUCUUUCUUUCUUUCUUUCUUUCUUGCAUAUGCAUUCCUUAUGCUUCUUAGUUUCUUUCUUUGUUAUUUUUACCUCCAUUCAAAAAUCAUUUUUUAUUUACAUAUUUUUAUCUCUUUCUUUUUUCUUUCUUUUAUUCUUAUGUAUUCCUUCUUAUUUUUCUUAAUCUCUCCCUACUUGUUGUCUCCUCCCUUUCUUUCUUUCUUUAUUUUUCUUUCUUUCUUUCUUUCUUUCUUUCUUUCUUUCUUUCUUUCUUUCUUUCUUUCUGUUACGGAUCCUUUCUUCUCCGCUAUAUAUCCUUUCUUUCUUUCUUUCUUUCUUUCUUUCUUUCUUUCUCGGCUUACUUUGAUGUGUGCUGUCACUGACAAUCAAGUCCAGUUUACAGUAAAAGCCUCAACACAUUAA
Molecule: messenger RNA, 1512 nt
Organism: Acanthosepion pharaonis
Lineage: Eukaryota; Metazoa; Mollusca; Cephalopoda; Sepiida; Sepiidae
Source: the annotation of a GenBank genome assembly